GUGACCAUAUGGGUCAUUUCAGCAGUCUACAACAUCCCGCUGCUGGUCAUCUUCGAUACGUUUGUGGUAUCCUCAGAAAAGGGAGAAGAUAUUAUGUUCUGCAACAUCCGCAGCGAUAUCAUCAACCUGAGAGUCUACUUCACUGUCAACUUCGUCAUCUGGUACGCCGUUCCUUUGAUCAUCAUGUCCGUCGUGUAUGCCAUCAUCUCGUUAACGCUGUGGCAUUCAGGGGCAAUCUUCAACCAGCAGAAUCUAGACACAAUAAGUAAAGCCAGCUCCACAAGGAUGAUGCCUCUAGAACGCGAUCAUCGACUGCUUGGGAACCCAUCUUCCUCCAGCAGCUACAGCGACGGAGCUGCUCAUAACAGUGUUGGAGAAAGCAGCCACUGUGACAGUAGCGGAAACAUGGGAUGUGAGCUCUGUCGAAUGAAUACCAUUAAUUCAAAAGGCCGAUGUUGCGUCAGCUACACAGAUAUUUCUGAUCGUUUCCACUUCAACGGCCAUGACGAUUUUGGUCGAGCGCCAACAGGACAAACAGUCUUCAACAGCAGCAUGUGUGACGCAGUCCAGCCAAUGCUCUCCCUGUGCGAUUAUGGCAAUCCCCUGUUUCGCUAUUCUUCAAAUGUAGAAUCUCGACGGGGUGACGAUGUUCGACAUUUUGGCAAGCCACAAUUUUCCACUCGCAUUUCCUGUGACCACAGUACCAAGAACAACUCCAUUGAGAUGACAUACUUGACUUCGCCGUGCCUUCAAUACAACCGGGCCUCCCACAAACGUACAAACGGAGUCUCGCACCCGACACCCCCAGUAGUAAACCACAAUCGGCGAGCUACUCGCCGCCAAUCUUUUCAGUCAGAUACGGACUCGAGCCCGGGACAAACGUCAACAUUCGACACAAACGUUAAGCGCUAUCAGCCAGCCAUGUCAUUUCGAGUGCUUUCUUCCCGGCGGAAAGUCGUUCGACUUUUGGUUUUGGUUCUCUUAACCUUCGCCGUCUGUGUGCUUCCCCAUCAUGUUCGCUUGCUCAUGUUUUACUGGAACGUCUAUCAAGUCACGUCAUUUGGAUCCACGUUUUUUCCGCCAAUGGCUUUUAUCUGCAUGUACCUUAACUCAGCCCUUAACCCACUUCUCUACAGUUUGUUCUCUGAGAGCUUCAGACGCAGCUUACGCGAGUGUACCCGUCGUGCUUGCCAGAGAAGCAAAGCAUUUAUCAGAACAACAUUUACCUUGCUUUGCAGACGAUGUUGA
Messenger RNA from Candidula unifasciata, 1248 nucleotides. NCBI's taxonomy places the organism in Eukaryota, Metazoa, Mollusca, Gastropoda, Stylommatophora, Geomitridae. The record is from the annotation of a GenBank genome assembly.